AUGAGCCAAAGACACAAACAGAAAACCUCAAUCUUGCGCAUGCGUAGUACCGGGCGUUCACGAGGAGCUGAAAAGAAGGCAUCCCAGCAGUCCCCAACAUGUCCAGCCUGGAGAGCUUUCAGAGUCAGCUGUGUUCUGUUAUGGAGAGUCUGUCGGGAGCGGCGGUGGCAGAGCUGGGCAGGCUUCUGAAGCAGAGUUCGGCUGAUGUCUGGACCGGGCCUGCUGUGGAUCCAGUUAUGGUUGCGGGGCGCGAGGGAGAGCGGGACCGACAACAGCUUGUUCAAAAGAUAACGGAUUGGUUUGCGUCCUUCAUGGAAGCAUGGACCAAAGAUGCCGUGGCGAGGAUUCUGAAGAUGCUGAAGUCAUCUGAAUGUCAGGUUUCCCCUGCAGAGCAGAGCAAACGCCUAAAGAUUAGAACUAAACCGAGAAGCAAAACAGUGAAGGGAAGUGUUGCAUCCAGAAGAACUGCAGCCAUGACUGAGCAGACAGACUCUGCCGCUGAAACUGCUCUUCCGGAUUCCGGUGAAGGAGGAGCCGUCCCGGAGGACUCCGACUCCAUGAGUGAGCAGAAGCAGGCAGCAGGACGCUUCCAGUGCCCUUCAUGUGACAAAACGUUUGCUCUGAAGUGUCUGAUGAACCGACACUUCCUGAUCCACAGCCGGCCUCACCUCUGCUCUCAGUGCGGCAAACGCUUCGCCGCUCUCCGUGGACUGACCGCACAUUCCAGGACGCACACGGGGCAGAAGCUGCACAGAUGCGCUCAGUGCGGGACGGGGUUCGCCUACAAGUCCAGCUUUCAGAGGCACAUGCAGAAGCACACCGUGGAGAAAGGCAGGACGCACACGUGUCCGGCGUGCCAGCUUGAGUUCUGGGGGGAGCAGGCGUUUCAGCGCCACAGGUGCUGCGCUCUGACGAAGACCUUCCAGUGCUGCGUCUGUCCAGAAACCUUUGAGUGCCGACAGACUUUAGCCAACCACGAAAACCUCCACUCUGGAGCCCGGGACUUUGUCUGUGAAAGCUGUGGCGAGCGUUUCCUCUCCGCCACGUCGCUAGCCGUGCACAGAGUGAUCCAUGUCCAGAACGAAGACGGCCUCCUGAGCAAAGGGGGCGGAGACAAGGCCUUCACCUGCGACGUCUGCGGCAAACGCUGCAGUCACCGCAGCGCGCUGAAGCACCACAUGCUGACCCACACCGGCGAGCGGCCGUACGUCUGCGAGACGUGCGGCAAGCGCUGCAGCCACGCCAGCGCGCUGCAGAACCACCUGAGGGUCCACACGGGGAGGAAACCGGGCCAGAAGCCCACCUGCAGAGUCUGCAGGAAGAAAUUCAGCUCCGCCGUCAAGCUGAAGUACCACAUGAGCGUCCACACGGGAGAAAAGCCGUACGCCUGCGAUCAGUGCGACAAGCGCUUCAGCAACCCCAGUAACCUGCAGGUGCACCGCAGGAUCCACUCCGGGGAGAAGAAGUACGGCUGCAGCGUCUGCGGGAGGAGGUUCAUCCAGAGAGUCGGUCUGAAGCUCCACAGACGGGUCCACACCGGGGAGACGCCCUUCCACUGCUCCACCUGUGGGAGGGGCUUCACCCACAGGUGUGACUUCAGGAAACACCAGAGGAGACACGAGGGAAGAGAUGAAACGGCUGCAGACGUUUCUACUCUGUGCUGAUUCACUACAGGAGAGGGGGGGACUCCAAAACACAAAAUAAACAUUUAUUGAACACACUAAAA
Messenger RNA from Oryzias melastigma (Indian medaka), 1726 nucleotides. RefSeq names its product zinc finger protein 135. The coding region runs from base 99 to 1664 and encodes 521 amino acids. Gene Ontology annotation, biological process: regulation of cytokine production; regulation of immune system process; negative regulation of transcription by RNA polymerase II. The record is from RefSeq and is a predicted model, not a curated record. NCBI's taxonomy places the organism in Eukaryota, Metazoa, Chordata, Actinopteri, Beloniformes, Adrianichthyidae. The transcript is spliced from 3 exons.